AUGCAUCCACACUGGGAUCACACCUGCCGCGGCCAGCCUUUCAAGAUGGGUUCAGCAGCCACUGUGGAGUUCCAGGUCAUGGAAGGCAACGUCAUCGGUCGCCCCACGUUUUGUGGCGCCGCACAGGUUUCGGUAGAAGCGUUGCUAGGUGACCCUACGGCGUCCGAGUCGCUAUGUGCAUCGACGUGUGGGGGCGUGUUGACGGGUCCGGUGAUGGACCUCGAGCUGUGCCUCUCCAAUGAGGUGACAGGCCGGGUCUUCGUCCAGGCCCUGCUAGUGAGCAGACAGCCUGGCGAAGCACAGGCCGGGCUCCGUCCCCUGACGCGAGUGGAUCCGAGCCGCUUCGAUGCCAAAGUCGAGCGACUUGGAGUCUCCGGCGGCAGCGCAGCCUUUUUCAAGCUUUGCCUGGCAGAGCCUACAGCGGCACGGCCGGUCGACUAUUUCAUUGGCAAAGACCUGAGCCACGCAGAGGACGAAGUCAACUUCUACGAAGAGGCACUCAGUCUUCGACUUGGCAGCAGCUUGGGACCACUUCUUGGUUACACCCUGGAAUACGCUGGAGUUCUCAGCUGCUCGGAGGAGGCGCCCUCCGAAGAUGAGAAGCACAGUGAGCUCCUGGUUAUGCGAAACUUGCGGUGUGGAUGCUCCAAGUUGCGCCUUUUGGAUAUCAAGAUCGGCCAAAAAACCGCACAGGCCGGCUGGCAAGGGAAGUCCCGGGCGGCUGCCUUGCGCCAGAGCCUUGUGGAUGGCAUCACCAACUCCAGCUGUGAGGGCUUUCGAUUGGAGGGCUUCGAUGGACGACCGCCUGCGUUGGAAUCCAUGGACCCGCUGCUCGACAUUGGCAUGACUGGCAAUGCCAAAAUGGCGAAGAAGGCUCUUCGCGUGAUGUUGCAGCGAAUGACGGCGGCAGAAAUGUUGGUGCAUUUCUGGGAUGUGCACCAGGAGCCGGUUGAUGUGGACAAUGCCGGAUUGGAGGGCACGCUCUGCGCGACAGAGGUUGCGGAGCUGGUGGCCCAUGAGGUGGUUCGCCAGCUCGCUGGACUCUGUGUUGCGUGUCGUCGCUCGCCUGUGCCACAAAAGUGGAUUGGCAGCUCAGUCGGCCUCGGCUUCGACUGCGGCCGCUUGCCAUCUCGGGCAACAGGGGAAGAGGAAGUCCGAAGAGCCACAAAGGUCCACACUUUUGACUGGGGACGGUCUGAGCUCAACACCAUGGACAAGCACAUGCUGCUGAGCGAAAAGGACCAGCAUGACAGAGGCGAGUUCUGGAGAUACUACAUGGGUGGCGUCGAUCGACUUGCUUGGGAAGCAGCAAGAGCCUACAAGCACAGAUUCGGCUGCACGACAAGGUGGUCGAUCAUCACUUUCAAGCUCUGCGACUUCGACUCCAUGUCUGAAAACGACUUUAUUGGCAGGCUGACAGUGCCCGUGGAGGAGACGCCAGAGACAACAGCAGACUUGAGCACAAAGGAUGGGAACCAUGUGGUCGGAGACUAUGGCUUUCGUGGCUCCGCGACUUUGACCUACUCAAUCACCUGGAGGCCAUACCCUGGGACGUCUCGGCUGGUUGGCUCGUGGAGAGUGCACCUCAAGCGAGCACAGCAUCUCCCAAGGCAGGACAAAAUGCAGCUGAGGACGACCUCGGACCCAAUGUGUGAAAUAACCGCCUGCGCCGAGGCCGGAGGGCUGUUGUGCCAUCGCCAAGUCAGCAGUGUCAAGGUUCGGAACUUGGAUCCAGAGUGGGAAGAGUUUUUUGACUUGCCCAUUGCCGCUGAGCCUGACAACCUGGAGGCUGCAUUAGAAGGUGCAGCUGUCGGCUUGGCCUCGGGAUCGGUUGCGGACAUUUUCCCGCCGGAAAAGAUGCCGCUUUGGCAGAAGGAGGGGCUUGUGCCCCGUCUUUCUGGCUCCAAGACGCCAUCGAGGUGGUCGUCCUGGACGGAAGCCAAUUCAGACACCGAAGCGCUGGAGAAAGGACUUGAUAGCUGGAGGUCACGCUUGGACGUUGCCAGUGCGACCGUGGAUGCAUACGGCUUAGAAUGA
This is a messenger RNA of Symbiodinium natans, 2037 nucleotides long. The record is from the annotation of a GenBank genome assembly. Lineage: Eukaryota; Dinophyceae; Suessiales; Symbiodiniaceae.